AAUCUAUUUUUUUUUUCCUGUUCUAAUCCAAUCAUAUAAAAUACUAAACCCUUCAAGCCAUUUUUCGUUUUCCUAAAAUUUAGGUCUCCAUUUUUUAAUUUGUGCGAUCGCGUCUUACCAUCAUGGAUUCAUUCUUCAACAAAGGCUUCAAAGCUGCUAAAUGCAAAACUUUACUGAAGUUAACGAUUCCGCGGAUAAAGUUAUUAAGGAAUAGGAGAGAGAUUCAGAUAAAGCAGAUGCGCCGCGACAUUGCCAAGCUUCUUGAGACUGGCCAAGAAGCUACUGCUCGAAUUCGGGUGGAACAUAUAAUAAGGGAAGAGAACAUGAUGGCUGCUCAGGAGAUCCUCGAACUGUUUUGUGAGCUUAUUGCCGUCCGGCUUCCGAUCAUAGAGACUCAAAGGGAAUGUCCUCUAGAUUUGAAGGAAGCAAUAUCUAGUGUUUGUUUUGCUGCACCAAGAUGUGCCGAUCUACCAGAGUUGCUGCAGGUUCAAAUGCUAUUUGCUUCCAAGUACGGGAAGGAAUUUGUAUCAGCUGCAUCUGAGCUGAGGCCAGAUUGUGGUGUUAAUCGUCAGUUGAUAGAAUUGUUAUCUAUACGUGUUCCUUCACCUGAAGUAAAAUUGAAGAUUCUGAAAGAAAUUGCUGAAGAGCAUGAGUUGGAAUGGGAUCCAGCUGCUACUGAGUCUGAGUUUUUCAAACCACAUGAAGAUUUAUUGAAUGGCCCAACAAAUCUUGAGACUGGGUCUAAGUUACCCCCUCCUGUGGAGAAACAUGAUGAAGCAUUCACUUCUGCCGCUAAUCGUGCUCAAACCGAGCAGCCUGAUUCUGAUUCGGACUUUGACCCAUUAGAUUUUCCUCAAGUUCCUAAUGUGUCGUUGAAGCCAAGCACUAAUGCUGCAUCAGCACCGGUAACUAACCCACCGUCAUCAGCUGCUCCAGAACCUGAAAUUGAUCAUUCAUCUAGACAUUCUGGAGCUUCAAGACAUGUGUUACAAAUGUCCCCUUUGGAGCCCGAUAUGACGCAAGAACAUUCAUUAACCAAGGAAAGUACAAUGCCCAACGAUCCAGCUGGAGCCAAAGAAAAUAAACAAUUUCUGCCAUUCAUUUCUCCUCCACCCGUAUCUGCUUCACCAAUUUCUGAAAGACCAAGUGAUCCAACACCUGCGAUUUUGAAAACAAAUAGCGAGGCCAACAUAGAUCUGGAGGAUGUUUUAGCUGCUGCUCAGUCAGCUGCUGAAACUGCUGAGCGUGCUGCAGCUGCAGCUCGGGCAGCAGCAAGUCUUGCACAAGUCAGAAUUGCCGAACUUACACAGAAAAGGAAUGGCCAGGUCAACGAGGGUAGCUCUGAAAACAAUUUUCAUACAAAUAUCCCUCAUCAACCAGCUAGUAUGGAAAACCCGAGUUUUGAUCAUCUACACUCUUUUACCUAUCCCAUUGAUGCUUCGUAUUCUUCGGACUCCAACACGGUACGUCAGGAUCAGGAGAACAAGGGAUUUGAGGCAGCAGAUGUUCCUUCAGUGAGCAAAUCUAAAGAAGGUUUGGAUUCACCGGUUUCCAGAGACGAUGCACUUGAACAAGAGCAGCAUCAACAACUGCCGCAGAGAUUGCCGUCUAUGAAUGAUGAUUUCUUAUAUCCAAACCUUUUUGGAUCUGGUGAUUCUUUUAAACGUACAUAAUUCCCCUACUCGUUACGGCUACAGUGGGCUUGUGUUGGUUGGAUUUAAAUUAUAACAGUUUCCAGAUAUGGUGUCCAUCUUCUGCUUCCUUUUUUUUUUUUUUUGUAAAAUAGUCGGAAAAAACGUUGCCUUGGAAAUAAAAGUAUCUGCUUUUUUUUUUU
Messenger RNA from Gossypium raimondii (Peruvian cotton), 1834 nucleotides. RefSeq lists its product as uncharacterized. Bases 123 to 1673 code for a protein of 516 amino acids. The transcript is spliced from 6 exons. The record is from RefSeq and is a predicted model, not a curated record. Lineage: Eukaryota; Viridiplantae; Streptophyta; Magnoliopsida; Malvales; Malvaceae. Gene Ontology annotation, biological process: protein transport.